ACGGUCCGAAAGGCUACACAGAAAAACUGCAGGGGGCAGUUUCGGUAUAUGAUUUGGUCUCUUCAUAAUCAUCUCGUCAUCUUCACCGGGGGCGCUCAGCCAUUCUAAGCAAAACCCUAGGAAACAGAAAUGAUUCUUGAUAUAAAACAACGUCAAUGCACUAUCUGGGCGGUCUGAAUAUUGCUUGCAUUCUGUUGUUUCCCUUCUAAUUUCUUGCUUGGUAUCCUGGUUUCCGUGAAAUUAGGGUUUCGCGUCUUCAUUGCUCUUCCCUAUCUUGAAUAGCUGAUUAUUUAACAGGAAACAGCCAUGUCCCCGCAAAAAUUGUCUAAAGGAGAUCGACCCAUUGAUCAGUGGAGAGUAACUGAGCUAAAGGAUGAGCUCAAGAGGAGGAAAUUGAAGAUAAAUGGACUGAAAGAUGAUUUGAUCAGAAGACUGUCUGAAGCAAUGGAGAAAGAGAUUGAAUCUGCUGAGGAAGAUGCUUCUAAUAAUGAUUUUGAUGCUAAAAAACCUAAUGGUGAAGAAGAAGAAGCUGCAGAUGCAGUUGAUGAAAAAUCUGAACUUCACAUUGAAACUGGAACAACUGCAUCACCUUGUAAAGUGAAUGCUCAAGAUGUGGAAAUGAAAGAAGAGGUGACGACUGUUCAAGAUUCGAAUCUAGAAAAGGGUCUAAUGGGGACUGUUGUUGAUACUGCUGGCAUAGAAGAGAACUUGGUUGUUCAAGAGGCAAAUGUUGAAACAAAUGUUAUGGAAUUGGAAACUGUUGUUGAUACUGCUGGCAUCAAAGAAAACUUGGUAGUUCAAGAGGCAAAUGUUGAAACAAAUAUUAUGGAAAUUACAGUAGAAACAACAAGUGUCAAUGAAAAUGAUAUGAUGCCUGAAAUAGCAGUUAGUGAGGUUCCAUGCGAUGAGUUGAAGCUCGAUUCUUCUGAGCCAAGUAACCAGGUAUCUGCGGUCAGUCAAACUUUAGGGUUUACAGUAAAAUCUAAUUCUGUUUCUUGUGAUAUUAUUAACUCAACUAAUGAAAAAAAUGACCUAAAGGAUAACAUAAUUGCUGAUAAUGUGAAACUAGAACUAGAUGUUAAGCUGCCUGAGUUGGGGCAGCCAUCAUCAGAUGGUGGCUCGCCACAUCCCAUUGAUGUUGUUGAUAAACCAGAGAUCGAGAUUAGCAUGAAAAAUGACAAUGGAGAUUUGAUUCCAUCAGAAAGGUUAAAUCUGGACAGGAUUUCUGUUGAUGAAUCUCUGGAGGAUGAUGAUGCAUUAGAGAGUAAGCAAUUGGACUCUCUGAAUGCUAAUGCUGAAGCUGUAGUUGAUGAUUUUGAGAAACCUGAAGCCUCUGUGGUGAUGGUGGUGGAUGAGCAAACCCAAGCUCCUGUUGAAGAAACUAUAAUCGAAAUACCUGCACCAUCUGUAAAACGAAAGUCUGACCAAGAAGGUGACACGGGGGAGGGGAAGAGACCAAGGAGGUGGAAUACCAAUAAUAACCUCCACGUUGAUCAACAUGAAACUGCAAAUAAGGAUGGAUCUUCUUCAAAUGUUCUGAAGGGAAAUGCAAUAUCUAGAACUGAUUCAUCAGCAGUGAGUGACGGUGCUCCAAAGGAGAGAAUUGUGCCUCCAUCUUCAAAACCUCCUACAAAUUCUCUGAGGAUUGAUCGUUUCCUGCGCCCCUUUACUCUGAAAGCUGUCCAAGAACUUCUUGGGGAAACUGGCAAGGUUACCAGUUUCUGGAUGGAUCAUAUUAAAACCCACUGUUAUGUUACUUAUUCUUGUGUGGAAGAAGCAAUUGAGAGUAGAAAUGCUGUUUACAACCUACAAUGGCCUAGAAACGGAGGUAGGUUUCUUGUAGCUGAGUUUGUCGAUCCUCAGGAGGUAAAAACACGAGUAGAGUCGCAUCCUCCGACGAUUCCUCCAACUGCUGUAUUAGCCCCAUCCCAUCGUCAAAUCCAACAACAGGCUCGUCCAGCAAUUCCUCUGCUCCCACCACCACCACCACCCUCAGCUACAGAAGCAGCAGCAAAGAAGGAACAACAACUGCUUCCUUCGGCACCAUCAGGUGAAGAGAAAGUUGUGGAGGUCCCAAUCUUGACACUGGAUGACCUUUUCAGGAAAACUAAGGCAACGCCUCGAAUCUACUACCUGCCUUUAUCUGAUGAACAGGUGGCGGCUAAGCUCAGAUCACCAAAGCAGCCAACCAACCGGAAUUCUAGGGAUUAGAAGAAGAAGGAGAAGAAAUGUUAAGUCUUUCUGAAAUGUGGUUUGGUUAAAACUAUGUUCUUUCUUAGGUAGAUGUUUAUGGUGCUGACAGAAAUUGAACUAGUGCCGGUUGGAUCAAUUAAAACUAUUAUGGAACUGCAUUUCUCUUUUAA
Molecule: messenger RNA, 2363 nt
Organism: Impatiens glandulifera
Lineage: Eukaryota; Viridiplantae; Streptophyta; Magnoliopsida; Ericales; Balsaminaceae
Product: apoptotic chromatin condensation inducer in the nucleus-like
Exons: 6
Coding region: 307-2211 (634 amino acids)
Molecular function (GO): nucleic acid binding
Source: RefSeq, a predicted model, not a curated record